Priapulus caudatus is the source of this 1246-nucleotide messenger RNA. RefSeq names its product lipoma HMGIC fusion partner-like 2 protein. Lineage: Eukaryota; Metazoa; Priapulida; Priapulimorpha; Priapulimorphida; Priapulidae. Gene Ontology annotation, cellular component: membrane. The transcript has 4 exons. The coding region runs from base 569 to 1246 and encodes 225 amino acids. The record is from RefSeq and is a predicted model, not a curated record.
AAGAAGAAGAAGAAGAGGAAGAGGAGGAGGAGCAGGAGCAGGAAGAAGUGGAGGAGGAGGAGAACGCGGCACACGUGUGUUCGUGUCAGAUCGCGUGACGCUGGCCGCCGAAGAUCAAGGAAAGAUGGCAGUAAGCUGCUGAUGUGACUCUCCGUACGGUGGCGUGCCAUUCGCUCGUCGGCCAUUCAAGCUGAGCUGAGAUCGCCCCCGCACUAACGUUACACAUGGUAACUACAUUUCUCACGAUCGUUAGCGUGAGUGUCGAUAGCUGUGUCGUACAAUCGUUAAUAGUGCCACACGAUCGUUAAUAGUGCUACACGAUCGUUUAUAGUAUCGAUAGCUGUGUCACGUGAUCGUUUAACACGAUCGUCAUCAGGUUCACGGUGUCGUUAAUCUUGUCACCGUGUCCUUAACUGUGUGACGCGGUCGUUAACAGUGUCGUUAGUCGUGUCAUAGUGUCGUUAGCUGUGUCGUAGUGUCGUUAGCUGUGUCGCACAUUCGUCAACAGCUUCGUUAGCGGCGUGACACUAUCGUUAACACUGUCGUUAGAAGCCUCAUCAGUGUCAAGAUGAAGUCACAGCAGGUGAUAGUAACGAGCAGUGCCACCAAACUGAAGACGGAGAAAGUGCCGUGUGUCGUUAUCGUCACGUGUCGGACGCUGCUGUGGCUGCUGUUGACCUGUGUCACUGGCCUCGUCAUCGUCGCCGCCGUCAUGUCACCGCAGUGGAUAGUCGGACCGCCCGACCCGGUCGCCGCGACCCCUGGUGAGCUAUCGACGCAGAGUGACGCCCCCUAUUACGUGACGCUUGGCAUCUACAACCGCUGCACGCGGCUGCAAACGUACGACGCGUUCUUCAGCGACGCGUGCGCCCCCUUCGUGGAGGGUCUGAACAUGCUCGACCAGACGUGGUCGAACUUCUGGAAGACGGCCGUAAUCUUCUUCGGCAUCGGUCUGCUGCUGCUGCUCAUCACCAUAGCAACGGGACUGCUGGGACUCUGCGUGCAGGCGAUGUGCAAGAAGAGCUUGUUCGUCAUCUGUGGUCUCGUGCAGGCCAUAGCUGGACUCUUCUUCAUCGUGGCCGUCGUCAUGUAUCCGGUGGGCUGGGGAUCCACCAGAGUGCAGCACCUAUGCGGUACCAAUUCAGGGAUAUUCGUCAUAGACAAGUGCAAGCUAGACGUGACGGAUGUGCGAGAAAGUAGAGUUAAUCCAAAAAUAUUCUCUGAUGACUUCGAUGGGUCGAGGUAA